Messenger RNA from Acaromyces ingoldii, 1594 nucleotides. Its product is annotated as DEAD-domain-containing protein. The coding region runs from base 32 to 1468 and encodes 478 amino acids. Lineage: Eukaryota; Fungi; Basidiomycota; Exobasidiomycetes; Exobasidiales; Cryptobasidiaceae. The record is from RefSeq and is a predicted model, not a curated record. Gene Ontology annotation, molecular function: nucleic acid binding; RNA helicase activity; ATP binding. The transcript is spliced from 3 exons.
CGUUCACCAUUCUCUGACCUUCAUCGCGACGAUGAUGACCUCAAUUGGACCUGAAGCCUCGACGUCCAAAACAGCUCUACAUAGUACGGCAGCAGUAACUGAACAAGAGGAGAGCAAGACUUUUGCUUCGCUUGGUGUUCACCCGCAAAUAUGUGAAGCAUGUGAGACCCUCAACUUCAAGCGUCCUACUCAGAUUCAGAUCCAGGCCAUCCCUGAGGCUUUGACGGGAAGAGAUGUCAUUGGACUCGCUCAGACGGGAAGCGGGAAAACGGCCGCUUUCGGGAUACCGAUACUUCAGGCCCUUUGGGACGAUCCAAGACCAUUCUUUGCCUGUAUCCUGGCGCCAACCAGAGAAUUGGCGUAUCAAAUCACUCAACAGCUCGAGUCACUGGGCUCGACAAUAGGAGUGCGCUGUGCGACCAUCGUGGGCGGAAUGGAUAUGAUGUCACAGUCUAUUGCCCUCGGUAAGCGCCCUCAUAUCGUCGUCGCCACACCAGGCAGGCUACAAGAUCAUUUGGAAAAUACAAAGGGCUUCAGCUUGAAGGGUCUUCGCUAUCUUGUCAUGGACGAGGCUGAUCGAUUGCUCGACAUGGACUUUGGGCCCAUUAUCGACAAGCUGCUACAGUCUAUUCCUAGAGAGAGGCGCACGAUGCUUUUCAGCGCCACCAUGACCACAAAAGUGGCCAAGCUUCAGCGAGCCAGUCUCAAGAAUCCUGUGCGAGUAGAAGUCGGGACAAAAUACUCGACGGUCUCAACCCUCGCCCAGCAUUACAUUUUUUGUCCAUACGCUCAGAAGGACGUCCAUCUCGUCUCCCUCAUCAAUGAUCAGUCAGGCUCUUCGAUUCUCGUGUUCACUCGGACGGUGCAAGACUCAUCGCGGCUGUCCAUCCUGCUUCGGCUGCUCGGCUUCUCCGCCAUACCUUUACAUGGUCAACUUUCGCAGAGUGCUCGACUUGGUGCCCUCAACAAGUUCAAAGGCGGAGGCAGAAGCAUCUUGAUUGCAACCGACGUGGCCAGCCGAGGUUUGGAUAUACCUGCAGUCGAUCUUGUAGUCAACUACGACAUGCCAACCAAUUCAAAGGACUACAUUCACCGGGUCGGUCGAACGGCCCGUGCAGGGCGAAGCGGAAGAUCGGUAACGAUCGUUUCUCAGUACGACGUCGAAUUGCUUCAGCGCAUCGAAGGAGUCAUCAACCUCAAGCUUUCCGAGUUCCCCAGCUUGGACAAGGACGCAGUUGGGUUGCUGGAGGAGCGGGUGGGUCAGGCAGCCCGAGAGGCAAUUCGGGAAAUGCGAGAAACAGGAGGGCAGAGAGGUGCCGGAGGUGCCGGCAAACGUAAAAGGAGAGCGGCGGAAGCAGCAGCAGGUACUAGGGACGAUGACAUGGACAGGGAUGACGACCUCGUCGAGGCAAGCAUGCCUCGAAUUCACAAGACCAACCAACAGGCCAAGAAAAGGUCGAGAAGAUGAUGCAAGGGCGAACCCCUUUCAGCAGGCCAAUGUGUAUUGAUGUUUUUCACCAGCCUCCAGCAGAGAGAGUGAGAUCUAGCGACAAGGUCAUGCGAUCUCUUGAUUCGCCAACUGACCAAGCCUCGG